GUGAGCUGCUGGAGAGAGAGUCUUCAACCAUGGCUGGCAAUGAAGGGGACUUUGUAAUGAACAAAAGAUUUGUGACAGAAUCUGAACUGGAGGAAAAAAGAAAGCAGAGACAAGAGGAAUGGGAGAAGGUGCGGAAACCUGAAGAUCCAGAAGAAUGUCCAGAGGAAGUGCAUGACCCACGUUCUUUAUAUGAAAAGCUUCAGGAACAGAAAGAUAAGAAGCAGCAAGAAUAUGAAGAGCAGUUUAAAUUCAAAAAUAUGGUACGAGGCUUAGAUAAAGAGGAAACAGACUUUCUUGAUGAAGUUUCCAGAAAACAGGAAAUGUUGGAAAAGGAGAGGAGAGAAGAAGAAAAGAAAGAAUUAAACGAGCUUCUAAAAGACCGCACAUUAGUAGCCACAUCCGCAGAGCACAAGAAGAAGGAGCCUGAGAAGAAGGCUGUGACAAAACUGCCUAAUAACAAGACGUUCUCUCAGUCCAAGUUGCUGGCAGGAGCAGUGCGACAUAGAAGCAGUUCCGAAAGUCCUGGUGCAAAGAAACUGAAGCUUGAUCAGGAACGUGACGGUAUGUACCCGGAGAGUCAUUCCAGCUCCGUUGAAAGCAGCACUAACCCAGGCUCCCGACUGCACUGCCCUCCAGCCACCGUCUGCAUUGGAAUCUUACCUGGCCUUGGAGCCUACUCAGGAAGCAGCGAUUCAGAGUCCAGCUCAGACUGCGAGGCCACAAUAAACAGCAUGGGAAAGAUUGUGUCCUCUGUAUUCCGCUCAGGCACUUUCCUUGAACCCCUUUAAACCCUACCAACCAAUCACAAAACAGUUUGUCAAACCUGAGAAUGGAACGUUUUACUUCUAGACCAUGGACAAAACCUCUGUACAUAAACUGCAAAGUGUAUUUUCCUUUCACUGAUGUCAGCAGCUACCUUUUCUGUGCAGUGUGUUUUCAAGCUUGGGAGCUUAUUAAAAGAAACUCAAUAAACCAUGUUUUGUGUGUUCAUAUCAACAUG
Molecule: messenger RNA, 1000 nt
Organism: Nanorana parkeri
Lineage: Eukaryota; Metazoa; Chordata; Amphibia; Anura; Dicroglossidae
Gene: PSME3IP1
Product: family with sequence similarity 192 member A
Exons: 7
Coding region: 30-788 (252 amino acids)
Cellular component (GO): nucleus
Source: RefSeq, a predicted model, not a curated record